Molecule: messenger RNA, 1952 nt
Organism: Gastrolobium bilobum
Lineage: Eukaryota; Viridiplantae; Streptophyta; Magnoliopsida; Fabales; Fabaceae
Product: plastidial pyruvate kinase 2-like
Exons: 12
Coding region: 11-1738 (575 amino acids)
Biological process (GO): glycolytic process
Cellular component (GO): cytoplasm; chloroplast stroma
Molecular function (GO): pyruvate kinase activity; magnesium ion binding; potassium ion binding
Source: RefSeq, a predicted model, not a curated record
CUCUCAAACAAUGGCACAGGUUGUGGCCACGCGAUCCAUUCAGAGCACCCUUUUGUGCCCCGGUUCUGGAUCUGCACAUGACAGAGCUCAAAAGCUCUUAAAGCCUGCAACUUUUUCUUCCAAGGUUUUCUCAUCAGAAGGGAACAAAUGCUCCAAAAUUGGCUUCAGAAGUUCUCAGAUCAAUGCAAGGAAAUCUGCACCUACUGAAGUCAUCCCAGUCUCACCUGAAGAUGACCCAAAGAUUGAGGAGCAUUUGCAGCAUUUACGUGGGGUGCAGCAAUUCGGUGACACUUCGGGUGGAAUGUGGUCGAAGCCCACGUAUAGGCGCAAGACAAAGAUUGUAUGUACUAUUGGACCUUCUACAGAUACCAAGGAAAUGAUUUGGAAGCUGGCUGAGGCUGGGAUGAAUGUUGCUCGCCUCAAUAUGUCUCAUGGAGACCAUGCUUCUCAUCAAAAAGUUAUUGACUUGGUUAAAGAAUAUAAUGCACAAACCAAGGACAAUGUGAUUGCAAUUAUGCUUGACACUAAGGGUCCUGAGGUUAGGAGUGGGGAUUUGCCACAGCCAAUUAAUUUAGAACCUGGGCAGGAAUUCACUUUUACUAUUCAGAGAGGUGUUGGAACUGCAGACUGUGUUAGUGUCAACUAUGAUGAUUUUGUCAAUGAUGUGGAAGUGGGGGACAUGCUUCUGGUUGAUGGCGGUAUGAUGUCCAUGGUGGUUAAGUCUAAGACACAGGAUUCUGUGAAAUGUGAAGUUGUUGAUGGAGGCGAGCUCAAGUCAAGGAGACACUUGAAUGUUAGAGGAAAAAGUGCCACGCUGCCUUCAAUCACUGAAAAGGAUUGGGAUGAUAUCAAAUUUGGAGUGGAUAACCAAGUUGACUUCUAUGCUGUUUCCUUUGUUAAGGAUGCUGAAGUCGUUCAUGAACUGAAGAAGUAUUUGAAGAGCUGUGGUGCUGAUAUACAUGUCAUCGUAAAAAUUGAAAGUGCCGACUCUAUACAAAACCUGCAUUCAAUUAUCACUGCGUCUGAUGGGGCUAUGGUUGCCAGAGGAGAUCUUGGUGCUGAGCUCCCUAUUGAAGAGGUUCCACUUUUGCAGGAAGAGAUUAUCAGCUUGUGCCGUAGCAUGGGAAAGGCUGUUAUUGUGGCAACAAAUAUGCUGGAAAGCAUGAUUGUUCACCCAACUCCAACACGGGCGGAGGUGUCAGAUAUAGCAAUCGCUGUUCGAGAAGGUUCUGACGGAAUAAUGUUGUCUGGAGAAACUGCUCAUGGAAAGUUCCCUCUAAAAGCUGUGAAAGUAAUGCAUACAGUGGCAUUACGGACAGAAGCCACCAUACCAGCUGGUCAAAUGCCACCUAAUAUCGGUCAAGUGUUCAAGAAUCACAUGAGCGAGAUGUUUGCAUACCAUGCAACCAUGAUGUCUAACACCCUUGGAACCUCAACUGUUGUCUUCACUAGAACGGGUUUCAUGGCUAUCCUACUGAGCCACUAUCGUCCUUCCGGAACCAUAUUUGCUUUUACAGAUGAGAAGAGGGUACAACAAAGGCUGGCUUUAUAUCAAGGAGUCUGUCCUAUAUACAUGAAAUUCGGUGAUGAUGCUGAAGAGACUUUCACAAGAGCCUUGGAUUUGCUGCAGAAGCAAGGAAUGGUGAAGCAAGGAGAAGAAGUGGCACUUGUGCAAAGUGGUAGGCAACCCAUAUGGAGGUUCCAAUCCACUCACAAUAUCCAGGUCAGGAAAGUGUAGACAAAAAGAAUGACGGAGAGUGAUCGCUAGUCAUAUUUCAAGACACGUUACCUUUAAUUUUAGAAGAGCAUCAUCUUUUUCCCUCUUAGCUGCAUGAUGCCAGUCUUGCUUUUUCGUGGUUUUGCUUCCUUUCUAAGUUUCAUCUUCUCUUCUAUUUUUAUUGGCAAUAUUUUUUUCUCUAAAAUUUUGUUAUGCUUUUAAAUUUGCCACUGAC